AUGGUCAUUGACUCCGUUCAACUUCGAUGUGACGAACUAGUUAUUGGGGCAUUGGAAGCGGCUUUUGUGGAUAUGGUAAGUGAAACAGACGAGUACCCGAAAGAUUCGUCAAAGAGAAAACUUCAGGAUUCGCAAAUUGCAGAGGAUAAGCAGACAUGGCGAAUUUCUGGCGGAUGUGCAGCAAUCGCUGUUCUAGUGUUUCUUGGCAAGCUUUUCAUUGCAAAUGCGGGCGAUUGUCGUGCCGUUCUCGUGACAGAUGAAGGAUCACGGCCUCUAAGCUCCGACUUUACGCCUGCUACAGAGCGAAAACGGUUACAAACUUUGGCAUAUCAAAAUCCCGAACUCAUCGGAAGUUGUUUUUCUCGUCUUGAGUACUCAAGGGCAUUGACGAAAAAAGAUCUCAAAACGAAAGUACUCUUCAGGGAUUGGUUUAUGGACGGUUGGGCUUCAAAAACUGUGAAGGAGUCGGAUCUUAAGCCACCGCUGAUCAGUGAGUCCACGAGAAAGAGACGUCUCCUCAACACAAUUGGGGUAUCUCGCGGCUUUGGAGACCAUCAUCUUUACACGGUUGACGAUCACCUACCAAUCAAACCGUUUUUAUCUUCUGUACCCGAGGUUGGUUAGUC
Messenger RNA from Strongylus vulgaris, 626 nucleotides. NCBI's taxonomy places the organism in Eukaryota, Metazoa, Nematoda, Chromadorea, Rhabditida, Strongylidae. The record is from the annotation of a GenBank genome assembly.